GCAAGGAAUCGGACGCUGCCGCUCAGAGGAAUUUCCCGUCCACAGGCGCUAAUGCAUUUAUCUCUGCUCUGCAGACGGAGAGUCCGAAGCACUGAGGAUAAGUGACUUGUCCAAGGUGACUUCGCAGCCGAGUUCAAGAGCGGACUCUGAAGUCCUGGCUCCAGCCCCCUGCCCUGCCUGCAUCAGUCGCUAACAUCGCCAGAGCUUUCUUCUGUGAGCACUGCGGCUGCAUCCCGCUUUGCCCUGCUCCGCUCUGCUGCUCUGUGAGCAGGGACCGCUGCUACCUGCCUGCUAACACGAACUGAGAAAAUAGCCGUAGGGACGCAAUGCACUGCUUCAGCGCAGCCACCGGCACGCCUGCCGACAGGUUUGCACGUCUUUGCGAUUGCCUUCGCCUUGGAGGUGUCGGUGGGGAAGACCAACACUGUGAUGGCUCUGAACAACUCCAAUGUCCUGCUGCCCUGCACCUUCACCACCUGCAUAGGCUUUCAGGACCUGGUCUUCACAUGGCAUUUCAACUCGACAGAGAUGAUUUACCACGGCAAGAUAAAGAGCAAAGCCUCAGAGCCCUUCCUCGUGGGACGCAACCCACGGGUUGAGUUUGUCGGCUCGACGACCGGGAAGGACAACAAUAUCUCCAUCGUCCUGAAGAACGUGGAGUUCAGCGACGCUGGGAAAUACACUUGCCACGUCAGGAACCCCAAGGAGAAGAACGCGGAGCACAACGCCACCAUCUUCCUCACAGUGGUCCAGAAGAUGGUGGAGGCAGACAACACCGUGACGCUCAUCAUCGUGGGCGUUGUGGGGGGGCUCAUCGGCCUCCUCAUCCUCUUCAUGCUCGUCAAGAGGGUUGUCCUGUUCAUCAUCAAGAAGACCCAGGAUGGGAAGAAGGAGUGUCUCGUGAGCUCAUCAGGGAACGACAACACUGAGAAUGGCUUGGCCGGCUCCAAGGCGGAACAAAAAGCACCACCAAAGGCAUGAAGCAGCGGCGCCCCGAGCCCCGGCCCGCCCAGCAGCGGGGAGGGUGGCUGGGGGACAAGCCUUUCCCUUUUGUUUUCUUUCCAAACUGCCGAUGCUUGAGACAUGUUUCUAUUACACACGUGCCUGCAACCUGCACUGCUUCUCGGAAAAGACUUCGGCUGCCGUGGGGACUGGGAGCUUCUUGUGGACUUGGACUGGGAUGUCGCUGGGACAGAGGGAGCCAUCCGCUCCGCUCUGAGUGAAGGC
Grus americana (Whooping crane) is the source of this 1227-nucleotide messenger RNA. RefSeq names its product sodium voltage-gated channel beta subunit 4 (gene SCN4B). NCBI's taxonomy places the organism in Eukaryota, Metazoa, Chordata, Aves, Gruiformes, Gruidae. The record is from RefSeq and is a predicted model, not a curated record. Gene Ontology annotation, biological process: cardiac muscle cell action potential involved in contraction; regulation of ventricular cardiac muscle cell membrane repolarization; regulation of sodium ion transmembrane transporter activity. Bases 430 to 981 code for a protein of 183 amino acids. Gene Ontology annotation, cellular component: membrane; voltage-gated sodium channel complex. Gene Ontology annotation, molecular function: transmembrane transporter binding; sodium channel regulator activity. The transcript is spliced from 5 exons.